CAGAUCACUUCAAGAAAACCCAGAAACUCCCAGAGACCUAUUUCAAUGGCGUCCAUUAUCACCACCGCCGGUUUGGCUCUUCCCGGCUACACCAAAUCUUCAGUCCCCGGUUCGAGUCUUGGAAGCACAAGAGCCACAACUUUCGGAACUCACCGCGUCGCCUACUCUUCCGGCGUUGAUUUCGGCCGGAGGACGAAGACGGUGGUGAGGGCGGAGGUUCAGCCGCUUAACCCGGAGAUUAGAAAGAGUGAGGCCAAGGUUGUGGACUCUGUUGUGGUCACUGAGCUUGCUAAGCCCCUUACUGCUUAUUGCAGGUGUUGGAGGUCAGGGACUUUUCCGUUGUGCGAUGGAAGCCAUGUGAAGCACAAUAAAGCUGCCGGUGACAAUGUCGGGCCGUUGCUCUUGAAGAAGGAGUAAAGCUUUUGAAAUAAGUAUGGUAUUUCGGAUAUUAAACUGCAAGUUGACAUCUAUUAGAGGCACUGUGUUAGAAGAGGUAUUCGAUUUGAAAACCUAUUCGAGGCUCAUCUACUACAUUAGAUGAAUAUGAUCAAUAUAUGCAUCAUGUGAAAUAUGUUAAGUAUUUGUUCUUGGAUCCGGCUCCUCUAAAGUGAGCUAAUGGUGAAUUUAGUAAAGUUCAUAAAUCCAGGCCUUUCAACUUUUAAUGGUCAAGAUAUUGCCACAUCAUCGAUACAAACUUUUAAG
This is a messenger RNA of Fragaria vesca subsp. vesca, 702 nucleotides long. Its product is annotated as CDGSH iron-sulfur domain-containing protein 2A-like. Gene Ontology annotation, cellular component: intracellular membrane-bounded organelle; mitochondrial outer membrane. The record is from RefSeq and is a predicted model, not a curated record. Bases 46 to 417 code for a protein of 123 amino acids. Gene Ontology annotation, molecular function: 2 iron, 2 sulfur cluster binding. The transcript is spliced from 2 exons. Lineage: Eukaryota; Viridiplantae; Streptophyta; Magnoliopsida; Rosales; Rosaceae. Gene Ontology annotation, biological process: regulation of autophagy.